This is a messenger RNA of Oncorhynchus keta (chum salmon), 1017 nucleotides long. RefSeq names its product PR domain zinc finger protein 10-like. Lineage: Eukaryota; Metazoa; Chordata; Actinopteri; Salmoniformes; Salmonidae. Gene Ontology annotation, molecular function: DNA-binding transcription factor activity, RNA polymerase II-specific; RNA polymerase II transcription regulatory region sequence-specific DNA binding. Gene Ontology annotation, biological process: regulation of transcription by RNA polymerase II. The record is from RefSeq and is a predicted model, not a curated record. Gene Ontology annotation, cellular component: nucleus.
AUGGACGUGCAGAAUGCGGCCCUGCAGCACCUGUUCAUCAGGAAGUCGUUCCGGCCCUUUAAGUGUACCCACUGUGGUAAAGCCUUCAGAGACCAGGACAAGCUGGAGAUCCACCUAGUCACGGCCGUGGCCUACCUGUCCUGUCAUCACUGCAAUAAAGGUUUCCUGUCCCACGGUGCGUUGGAGGACCAUCUCCUGCUUCACUCAGAACACCGGACCUACUCCUGUCUGUUCUGCACCGACACCUUCGAUCGUCUGGACCUGCUCAAAGAACACGUGGGUGGACAUGCUGUAAACGGACGCUUCACCUGCCCUUCCUGCAAGAAGGUCUUCACGGACUUCAUACAGGUGAAGAAGCAUGUUCAUAGCUUCCACUCUGAGAAGAUCUUUCAGUGCUCAGACUGUGACAAGGCGUUCUGCAGACCUGACAGACUACGGCUCCACAUGCUGCGGCACAGCGACCGCAAGGACUUCCUCUGCUCCACCUGUGGAAAGCAGUUUAAGCGUAAGGAUAAACUGAGAGAGCACAUGCAGCGGAUGCACAACCCAGAGCGCGAGGCUAAGAAGGCAGACCGUAUCCAUCGAUCCAAGGCCCUGAAGCAGAAGGUUCCCACCACAGACUUGGAGAGCUUCAUGUUUAAAUGUCGCAUGUGUAUGAUGGGUUUUAGACGCCGAGGUAUGCUGGUGAACCAUCUAUCUAAGCGGCACCCUGAGAUGCGUAUAGAGGAAGUUCCUGAGCUCACUCUUCCCAUCAUCAAACCCAACAGAGACUACUUCUGUCAGUACUGUGACAAGGUGUAUAAGUCGGCCAGUAAGCGCAAGGCCCACAUCCUGAAGAACCACCCGGGGGCGGAACUACCCCCCAGCAUCAGGAAGCUCCGCCCUGCCGUCCCCGGGGAACCCGACCCCAUGCUGAGCACACACACCCAACUGACGGGAACGAUCGCCACCGCCCCCGUCUGCUGCCCGCACUGUGCCAAGCAGUACAGUAGCAAGGUACCAUCUGUUAGAACAUAA